AGCCCAGCCCAGUGGCUGGGCAAGAGACUCACAGCGCGGCCAGGCGGCGUAAGCGUGCGGCGGCCGGACUGGCAGGACUAGGGGGAGCGGAGGACUCAGACGACCCGGGAGAGCGCUCUGGGUGCUGCCCACGUCCGCCUCCUCCACCGACUGCCCUCCGCCAGGUGCGGUGCCCCAACCCGGUGCCGGACCCGCACGGGGGACCCCACCCGGUGGCCUAGGAGGUCGUCAGUCCCGCCUUGUUUUUUACACCCGGAGGACCUAGGCUCCCGGAGGACAAGGAACCGCCCAACAUGGCAUCGGAGAGUGGGAAGCUAUGGGGUGGCCGGUUUGUCGGCGCAGUGGACCCCAUCAUGGAAAAGUUCAACUCGUCCAUCACGUACGACCGGCACCUCUGGGAGGCGGACGUGCAGGGCAGCAAAGCCUACAGCCGGGGCCUGGAGAAGGCGGGGCUCCUCACCAAAGCCGAGAUGGACCAGAUACUCCAUGGCCUGGACAAGGUAGCUGAGGAGUGGGCUCAGGGGACCUUCAAACUAAACCCCAAUGAUGAGGACAUCCAUACGGCCAACGAGCGGCGUCUGAAGGAGCUCAUUGGUGAAACCGCGGGGAAGCUGCACACGGGACGAAGUCGGAACGACCAGGUGGUCACUGACCUCAGGCUGUGGAUGCGGCAGAAUUGCUCCACGCUCUCCGCCCUCCUCUGCGAACUCAUCAGAACCAUGGUGGAUCGGGCAGAGGCGGAACGUGAUGUCCUCUUCCCAGGGUACACACACCUGCAAAGGGCUCAGCCGAUCCGCUGGAGCCACUGGAUCCUGAGCCAUGCCGUGGCUCUGACCAGAGACUCUGAAAGGCUGCUGGAGGUGCAGAAGCGGAUCAACGUCCUGCCCCUGGGGAGCGGGGCCAUCGCAGGCAACCCCCUGGGUGUGGACCGGGAACUGCUCCGAGCAGAACUGGACUUUGGGGCCAUCACUCUCAACAGCAUGGAUGCCACCAGUGAGCGAGACUUUGUGGCCGAGUUCCUGUUCUGGGCUUCGCUGUGCAUGACCCACCUCAGCAGGAUGGCUGAGGAUCUCAUCCUCUAUGGCACCAAGGAGUUCAGCUUUGUGCAGCUCUCAGAUGCCUACAGCACCGGAAGCAGCCUAAUGCCCCAGAAGAAAAACCCAGACAGCCUGGAGCUGAUCCGGAGCAAGGCGGGGCGAGUUUUUGGACGGUGUGCUGGGCUCUUGAUGACACUCAAGGGACUUCCGAGCACCUACAACAAGGACUUACAGGAGGACAAGGAAGCCGUGUUUGAAGUGUCCGACACCAUGAGCGCAGUCCUCCAAGUGGCCACUGGUGUCAUCUCUACCCUGCAGGCAGCUCCAGGACCCAGGGCCCCCGGAUUCACUGCCAGCCUGGGCUGCUGUCCCCAGAUUCACCGUGAGAACAUGGGACGGGCUCUGAGUCCUGACAUGCUGGCCACUGACCUUGCCUACUACCUGGUCCGAAAAGGGAUGCCAUUCCGCCAGGCCCACGAGGCCUCCGGGAAAGCCGUGUUCAUGGCCGAGACCAAGGGGGUCGCCCUCAAUCAGCUGUCACUGCAGGAGCUGCAGACCAUCAGCCCCCUGUUCUCGGGCGACGUGAGCCACGUGUGGGACUACGGACACAGCGUGGAGCAGUACCAGGCCCUGGGCGGCACCGCGCGCUCCAGCGUCGACUGGCAGAUUGGCCAGCUGCGAGCUCUCCUCCGGGCACAGCAGGCCGAGAGCCCUCCCCACGCCUCUCCCAAAUAAAGCGGGCCCUGGAGGAGGCCGUGUGUGUUUCCUGC
This is a messenger RNA of Capra hircus (goat), 1807 nucleotides long. RefSeq names its product argininosuccinate lyase (gene ASL). Gene Ontology annotation, cellular component: cytosol. The record is from RefSeq and is a predicted model, not a curated record. Bases 294 to 1772 code for a protein of 492 amino acids. The transcript has 16 exons. NCBI's taxonomy places the organism in Eukaryota, Metazoa, Chordata, Mammalia, Artiodactyla, Bovidae. Gene Ontology annotation, molecular function: argininosuccinate lyase activity.